Diceros bicornis minor is the source of this 3503-nucleotide messenger RNA. RefSeq names its product transmembrane protein 215 (gene TMEM215). Bases 892 to 1599 code for a protein of 235 amino acids. The transcript has 3 exons. The record is from RefSeq and is a predicted model, not a curated record. NCBI's taxonomy places the organism in Eukaryota, Metazoa, Chordata, Mammalia, Perissodactyla, Rhinocerotidae.
ACCCGGGGGCGGAGAGCCCUUCUCCUUUGACCCAGCCAGCCUGGCUGGCACCACGGCGGAGUGGGAUCCUGGCUCCAAAGCCACCCUCUCCUGGCUCCGGAGCUGGAAGACUUGCGGGGGAGGACUCUGGUGACUCCCCCAAAGCUCGAGCAAGACCGGGCAUCCACCCCUCAUCACUAACCCAGCCUGGGCGCUGGUCCCGUGCGCUCCGCUGCGCAGCCUGCUCCGGGGCAAGAGCGCCUGUGCGCCCCGCUGCCGCCCAGCCUCCGGACCGACAGCAUCCGCGGGCAGCGGGACCCCGGAGGAGGGCAGCCCGGCAGCCCCGAGAGCCUCGAGGUUGAGGGACGCGUGGUCGGGGAACCUCCUGUGAGCUGCUAUCCGGGUUGGGUCACCCAGAUUUGUAACUGGAGAAGGGUCCAGGUCCUCGAGGGACAUCUCCAGCUGGCACCUCUGGCCCUCGGACCGCGGACUCGGAGCCCAGGCUGCCCCGUGGGCAAACCGACCCGAGUUCUGGUCUCCAGCCAGCGGCACCCUCGCACCCCGGAUCCCCCCGGGCACGGAAGCGGUCUAGCCGCCCUGCUCAGCCCUCCUGGGCAGCGGCGCAACGAACCCCAGCUGCUCCAAGCACCCCGAUUAGACCCUGGGCAGCCUCUUCUGCCCGGGUAGCCUCUCCCCGGGGGCUCACCCGCUCGCGCCCCUGCGCGUCCCUCUUUGUUUCUGAGCUUGCUCUGCAAAAUCAAGGGAGAGAGCCGAGAGGACAGCUGCUGUGGAGGUUUCUAAGGAGACUCAGACUGGCUUCUUUCCCUGUUCCUGGGAGACGGCAGGAAACCUCAGAAGAGAGAAAAGCUGCUCCCUGUCCAGCAAGCAGCCCCCAACUGGAUGGAGUGAAAGAUGCGGCCUGAUGACAUUAACCCGAGGACUGGGCUGGUGGUGGCCCUGGUCAGUGUCUUCCUGGUCUUCGGCUUCAUGUUCACAGUCUCUGGGAUGAAAGGAGAGACUCUGGGAAACAUCCCCCUCCUGGCCAUCGGGCCAGCCAUCUGCCUACCAGGUAUCGCGGCCAUUGCCCUGGCCAGGAAAACUGAGGGAUGCACCAAGUGGCCUGAAAAUGAGCUGCUGUGGGUCCGCAAGUUGCCCUGCUUCCGGAAACACAAGGACAAGGAGGUGGUGGAACUGCUGAGGACCCCUUCGGACCUGGAGUCAGGCAAGGGAAGCUCAGAUGAGCUGGCUAAGAAGGCAGGCCUCAGGGGAAAGCCUCCCCGCCAGGGGGAGGCUGAGGUGCCCAUGGCCAGCUCCAUCACCACCCCCACACCUGCGGAGGAAGGAGAAUGCCAGAGCCUGGUCCAUAGCGGGCCUCAGGAGGAGACAUCAAGAUACCUGGACGGCUACUGUCCCUCGGGCAGUUCCCUCACCUACAGUGCCUUGGAAGCCAAGCGCUCAGCCUGGGACAGGUCCCAGUGCCCUGAGCCCGAGGACAGCAUCUUCUUUGUGCCCCAGGACAGUAUCAUCGUUUGCUCCUAUAAGCAGAACAGUCCCUAUGACAGAUACUGUUGCUACAUCAAUCAGAGCCAAGGCAGAUGGGACCACGAGACUAUAGUCUAAGCUUUGCAUACGAGGGUCACUGUGUUGAUGGACACACAACUACACUCAGCUCCCGAUGGAAGGAAACUGCCCUGCUCCAACAGCCUUCACACUGUUAGAAAUGGACCUGGUAUGUGACGGGUGUGCAAACCUCUGGUGCCUGAGAACCAUGUACAUAGGCAUGUUGGGGACACAUUUUAGGGAAGGGUGAUGAGGGCUAAGGACACUGGAAGAGGCAAUGGGUAGGAGAGGAAGCAGUUCCAAUUGCUUUUUAACAAUUUAAACCAUGUCAGAUGUUUUGUCAAGUCUAUCUGAAGGCAAGAUAGACCUAGAGCGGGCUGCAGACACCAGGCAUGAAAUCACACAUGGGCAGUCCACAGGGAGACAGAGCUGCUUUGGGUCUGAGGAAACUGAGAGAAAAACAGUUUAAUGCUUCAUUAUAUGAAAUGAUUUUUAUCUGGUGAAAGCUUUUCACACUUAGCAUUUGCUGAAAGAAAAAUAAAUCAAGAUAGAACAGCUCCAUCCCUCCAGGUGGGGUGGUUUUCAGACAAAGGGGAGUUAAAGAGAGUUGAAUUAUGUAAUUGAGUUUUUUGAUAUUAUCCUCUGACAAGAUCAGGGAUUUCAAAUAAAGUAAAAUGAAUGUGACCAGCUAUGUGAAAAACUAACAUUUUUAGAUGGCUAUGUUACUUCUUAAACUCUUCAUUGAAAUUGAUUUACUGGGUCUUUAUCUGAAGUGUUUUUUAACAUUUGCGAUCAUUGAUGUAUAAUUUCCUCAUCAGGUGCAAAAUGACUUGAUAUAAUAUUUUCAUAGAUUAGAAUUUGUUUUCAUCAAGUCAAAAUGGAUUUUACAUGUGUAUCCUAGUGUCUUUAACAUUUCUGGGAGACAUGUACUGGUAAUUACUAUUCUUAUAUGCCUUUUAAAAUCUAAAGACUAUGAAGUUAAUACAUUAGUCUUGACUUUAUGCAGAAUUUACAUGAAAUGCAACGGUUAAACUUCUGGAAAUGUCAUUAUUUGUACAUUUGUUCAACACUCCCAGAGACUGUAAAUGCCAAUGAAACAAGAGUUAAUCUACUAGAUUUCACUAAAGCCCAGAUUUUAUUAAGUUCACCUGAUCAGUGAACAUUACAUGACAAAUGUCAGUUUUAUUUCAUACUUAAUUUUUUGCUGCUAAGGAAAAACAUCACAGUGGGAUCCUGAAAUGUAUUUCCUAUUUCACUUGCUCAACUGUAAUAGACAAGACGGCACUCGGCCAGAAUACCAUUUGAUCCCUGUUGAAGAGAAAUAUUGAAUUGUAUAUAGAAAUGGUGGUAAAUUUCAUCCUGGAGGUCAGGAUAAUUUUGCAUCCCUCAAAGAACGAUGUUUUAUUUUUAAUGAUCAGAUAGUUUCAGCCACUUUCUCCCAAAAGGGGAAUUGAGGACAAAAAUUUGCGACAUACCUCUUUUGUGUAUUUCAGGUCCAACUCUGCAAUUCUUCAAGUUUAGCAAUUAUUGUGUCUUAAGAAUCAUGCCCUUAAAAAUCACAAUUUUCAAGUUAAAUUCAACAUCAAAAGUAUGUAAUUUUUUUAGUAGGGCUUAAAUGUCAGAAAAUGAGGUGUGUGAUCCUGGGCAAAUUUUAUUUUCUCUCACCUCAGUUCCCUGAAAUGGGAGGCGUGGAACCGACUGACGCUAGAUUAUUUCUAUCGUUCGUUCCCAGUUUGAAUAUUCCAUGGCAUUAUGUCAAAGGCGCUUUAUAUAUUGCCAAGAAAUGACUUACAGCAAAAUGCAUGCCAAAGUUACACAAUUCAUGAAAACAUUUAUGCAACAUGGAUUGAAGUCUUGCUACGACUCAAAAGAAUUUUGUAAAUGUAUGAAAGUAGAUUUGUUUUAUUACCAAAUAUUAUUUAUUCAACAAAAUACAUUUCUGGGAAUAAAAUAAAGAUGUUGAG